This is a messenger RNA of Anopheles bellator, 8036 nucleotides long. RefSeq names its product klarsicht protein (gene klar). Gene Ontology annotation, cellular component: membrane. The transcript is spliced from 15 exons. The coding region runs from base 1 to 6561 and encodes 2186 amino acids. The record is from RefSeq and is a predicted model, not a curated record. NCBI's taxonomy places the organism in Eukaryota, Metazoa, Arthropoda, Insecta, Diptera, Culicidae.
AUGCGCGUGGAAGGCGAUUCCUCGAACAUCAUGAAACCACAGACCCUCGAGCUGUCGGCGGCUGCCGUCGGUGGCCGGACGGCAACCGGCUCGAGUUCGAUUGUACAAAGUAGCCCUAGCGUAGGCAUAAGCGGGCCCAGCAACGGUGGCGGGAUGUCUAGCAGCAGCGGAAGUAGUACUACAACUCCGACACACACGGCCAACGGUCCCGGCCCUUCGGUUACAGUCAGCAGCAGCAGCGGCAACAACAGUCCGAGUUGCUUCAUCAAACCUUCGCUCUCGCUCAACUCACUGCCCCCACAAGGACCGCCGGAGGGUUCGGAAAUGGCCCAGCACCGGCUACGUAUCGAUCGUCCGUACAACAGUUUGAAGAAAAAACGUGACACGGAGCGUGAGCUAUGGCGCCGGUCGUGGGGCAGUGGCCACAGUCACAGCUCGUGCAGCCUGCAGAGCAGCACGACCAACACCGGGCUCGGCAAGGACGACUUCUGGGCUGCGCUGCAGACGAACUACAACUUCAUCAUGGACACCAACCUGCUCGACAGCUGUCGGGAGGCCAGAGGGGAAAUCGAAGGCCCCAUCUGCCGGAACGAUCCGGAGGGGGAUGUGAACUGCUGUCGGAAGGCCCUGUUCAAACCAAUCCAAACGCACCGCUUCUACGGCGAUCCGCGCUUGCUGCGCCAGUGGAUCAGGGAGAUGGAGAACCGGGUGGCCAGAGUGCCGUCGGUGACGGAAACCAAGAGACUGAGCAUCGAGCAGCUACAGAAGCUGGCAGUGGAUCACGGGGAAGUUUAUCGUGAAAUCAAAUCCAACUCCCGGGCAGUAGCAGCUUGCAUUCGUAGCUUCGAACGUGACCGAAAGACUGCAUCCGGUAAGCUCGGCGCACCGGAAGCCGAGUCAGGAGCAGGAGGAUCAGCGCUCGCAAGCAGCAACACCAGUGGCCAUAAUAGUAGUGUAGGACUAGUUAAGGAGAGCAACGGUGGUGGUGGUGUGAAGGGUCUAGAACGACGCUAUCAUUUGCUGUACUUGAAGGCGUUCGAGAUACAGUGUCUGCUCGAAGGACUGCUCGACAGCAAGACUUCGAGCUCCGACAACAACGCUAGCCUGUCGGACACGGAUGAGGAGCCGGCAAGCAAGCUAGCCCGUGUCAGCAGCUCAAGCACCAAAUCCCAGAGUUCGCUUCACAACGAAACGCUGACCAAUGAAGAAUGGGUUAAAAUAAAGAAGCUCUCCAACGCCGGGUUCGAUGCCGAUUCUGAGGGCAGCGACAGUGAAAUUGUGCCGAAAAUUAUCCCCUUCACUGGUUCAGCGGUGACCAACGGGAACGCAUACGGAAGUAGUAGCGGCAGUAGUACUAGCAAACAACAGCUGCCGCAGCAGCAGCAGCAGCAGCAAGAUACGCCAGAGCAGACGGGCACCGGUCCCGUGGCAGGAUCAACGUCAGGAGCACCGUCGGGUAACCCUAGAAUGGAAGCAGACAUUAGCAAUCUAUCGACAGCCACGAUCACUUCGGACGCUACCACACUGACCUCCACCGCACAGGAAGCUUUGUUGAAGGAAAACAUUCUCAACAACAAUCACUGCGCCGCCGCUGGUGAGGACCAGGUUGAUGGGUGUGACUUGGUGGACGGUGUGCUGGACACGGUGAACAACAAUAUCAGCGGCAGCGGCCGCAGUGCCAAUGAUGAGUCCCUACAAAGCGCCUCACCCAUCAUCGAACUCACACCGCAGCUGAAAUCGUCCUCCCCGAUCGGUUCGCACAAGAGUUCGCACGCGACCAAGGGAAAGCCGAAACGCUCGAAAGUGAGCGAUUCGUCCAAGUUUAACCGCUCGAACCGGAAGUCGAAGAACUGUGCCAUCUUCUACUUCAAGCACCUGGACACGGACUCGGAGCUGAACAAGGAAUCGAGCGAACGGACCAAAUCGGACGAGUCGUCUUCCGGUGGCUCGGCCUCAUCGCCGUCCGCGUCCUCGUCCGAAGGGGACGACGAGUGGGUUUACAACAAUGGUGGUGGCGCAGAAGGUGACCAGAAUGGGAAUGGCACGCUGAGCAAGAGUAAAGCUGGCGAAGAAGAGGAAGACGAAAAGGAGAACCAACCGGAUGCAGCACGGCACGGCCGUAACGGCAAGCCGGAGGACGUAUCACACCCCGAACAACCCACGAUGACUGCCGGUGGCCGGGAGCUAAAGUCGAAGAAGUGCCUUGACUUUGGCCGGGAAUCUGCCACGAAACGCGACGGAACGGUGCCGAUUCGCAAUGGACGGUCACUGAUGAUGACAUCGAUCGGCAGUUUUGGCAAGAGCUCGGAGGGCAAGAAGGCAGCUGGCAAGCAGCAACCCUCGCAGUAUGCGACCAGCUCGAUUCAAAGGUUAGUGCUGCAUGCCGAGACGCUGGUGCGUGACGAAAUUUUGGCCAAAAGUGCGGCCGCCAAAGCUGCAGCCGCUGCCGCCGUCGCCGGGUGCACGCCGAAAACGGUGGUAAAAAACCCGCACUACUACAACCACCAUCACCAUCAUCAUCAUCACAACUACACCACGAACAACAGCAACAGCAGUAACAAUAGCAACACCAGCGCCAGCCAUCAGCAGCAUCAGCAGCCGCCGCCAUCGCCGCCGCAGUCACAGGCACCGCAGCUGGCCGGAGCGUUACCACAGUCGUUAGUGCUGCUGUCGGGGACGGUUCCGGGUAUGGGUCCUAUUGCCCCGCGUGAGCUUCACACACGACGUACCGCGGCGCAAAACCAUCAUCAUCACCACCAUCACCAUCAUCACGGUCACGGUCGAAAGGCGGAGAAAGCGAUGAGCAACCUGAAGAUGAAUCUGAUCGAGGAAUGGCUCGAGAAGCAACCGCUCGAUGCACCGGUGUCGGCCCCUCUGCUACCCACGUCCGCUCCGACCACCGAUUGCGAGGCGUCCGGCGAGUACACGGAUUCGGACUCGAUCGCACGCGACACGGACAGCUCGGAGGGGUUGGCCAAUUCGGUGGCCACCUGUCUGCAGGGUGGCGAGGGUGCCACCCAAACAUCGCAAGAGCUACUGAACGAUGGCGCAACGUCGUAUCCGUCGGAGAACUCGAACGAAGUGUCGAACGACGAUGAAGGUGGCUCACGACCGCGACCAACCGGCGGUGGUAAAGUGACCAACAGUGGCCUGAUGAGCACCUCGCUUCCGACGAUGAUGCGUAAUGAGCCGGUGAAUGGUGGUGCUGGUGGAGGCGCCACCGCCGUUACGACGGUCGUGAAACGCCGACCCCACAGGUCAGCGGCCGAUCGACCGUGGUCGGUGUCGUGCAUGUCGCAACUGAACGCCUCGUCCGUGGAGAUCAAUCAGUACGGGGACAGUGCGGGCGGUAGCGGUGGUGUUUGUGCUACCGACAGCGGUGGAAGUGGAGAGCUACCGAAUCGUGCCGGUGGUGGCGGUGAUCAUGCAAACGCUGGCGGCGCUGGUGGUGGUGUCGGUGCUCAGUCAGGUCCAACGGGCGGCGGUCACCCGCUGAAGGAGCGCAACUUCUCCAUCAGCGAAUCCGCGCUGCACACCAUGUCGAGAGGGGGUAGCGGCGGCUCGAUGGGAGGUAGCCGCAGCGGCAGCAUGAAACCGACCUCCAGUCAGCAAACUGUCGUCCGCAACUCCGAAAGCAAGGGUUCGCUGAAGAAGCGCAAGUUGCGGCCACGUCGUAAGAAUCGUAUCGAUGAGUCCGGUUCGGAUGAGUCUCAGCCACCGGCGCACAGCCCUUCGACGUUACAUCUUCUGCAGCAAUCGCUGCUACUGCACUGUCAACAGUACAACGCCCUAACCGGCCAAGGUGGUGGCCAGCAGCCGCUGCGCGAGAUUCAGCUCUCCGGCACCGACGGUAGCAACAGUAGCCUGGCCGGGCUCGGUAACCGACGGUUGCUCAAAUCGCUAUCCUUCUCCGGUCGGCUGCGCCUCUCGGACGAUCUGCUCACCCUGUCGUCGCUUUCCGGUUCCUCGUCACGCAAAUCGUCCUCGGUUCGGCCAUCCGGUGGUGCUGGUACCGAGCGACGGUCGACGAAGAAAUCGCAGGACAGCGAGGAAGAGUUCGGUGGCUGCCCGAUGGCGAAGCCCGAGUUUCGCAUCGGUUCGCUAACGCGAACCCGGUGCGGAAGCCUCAAUCUAGGAUCAUUAGCGGCGCUCGCUAAUUAUAAUCUAGAUGGUGUGGAGAAGGGCCCGGAAACCGACCUGAACGGUACCGGCACCGGUACGGAGGAGAUGAGCAGCUUCUCGGAGCAGGCGUGGGACAACUACCAGGAGAAGUACAUGUCCGAGCCGUACUCGGAGGACCGGGACACGGACGCCGCCCGGCGGUUGCUCGACUUUGGCGACGAUUACCGCAACUUUAUCGACUCACAGUCGGACUGCGCGUCAUCGUCGCUGUCGGCGGCGAACAUGGACUCGCUGUCACCGCCACGGUUCCGCAACAAGGCGGAAUCGUUGAACAAAUCGGACACGAACACCAAUUCGCUGAACCGCCGGAAGCGGCUCGAUGAGUACCGGAUGGACGAUCGUUACGGCAACAACAUGAACUCGUGGUCAAGCAAAUCGGGCAGUCCACCACAUUCAACGGUCAACGGGGGCGCUCGGAAGCAUGGGGCCCUGUCAUUCCUGGACUCAACGCCGCUGGCAACGAUGCUGGAGACCAGUGCCGGGGCAAGUGCAGUUGGGGCGGGCAGCAGCGCCGGUGGCGGUAGUGGCCGGCGUCGUUCACUGCGGUCGGUCGACAAGCAUAACGCGGCCUUCGUGCGCUCGGUUUCACACGAAACGAGCAGCAGCUCGAACAACGAGUUCGACGAGGACAUGGAGGCCGAAGUGAAGAAGCUGCUGAUCCAGAGUAAGCUCCGCUUCGCCAACACCGAAGCGCUCAAGGCCAAGUGCCACCUGCUGAAGCCGGACGACUACAGUGAAAUUAUCAGCACGUGCCGAGAAAACGUCCGCUGUCUGGAGUCGGUGCUACGCUGCCAACCGGGAACGGUGCUGACCGCCGCCAAGUGCCAAGAUUUACGAGAUACGAUCGUCUGCUGGGAGGGAUUGCUGAGCUGGAGCGAGCGGCGGGUCAUCACCAGCCAGUUCCUGGCCGACGUGCAGCUGCUAAAGGAUGUGAUCGGAGCGCUCGGCAGCAAAACGUUCAACAUCUGCUCGGAGUCGCACAUUCAGCUGGCGAUCGAUGGAUUGAAGAAUGAACACAAAGUGCUGCAAAACCAGCGCCCGAAGAUGCUGACCCUGAACGCGACCGUCCACAAUUGGGUCUCGAACCAGGAGCUGCAGCGAAAGGAACUGCUCGAUCCGACGGUCGGCGAGCGGUUGGAGCUGCUGGAACGCGACAAGAACUUUGUCCGCUGUAUCGGUGGCCAGUGUGGUGCGUGCUACGAUUGCCUGAACGAUAUCCGCCAGGAUACGGCCGUCAACCGGGAGCUCAAGGAUAGCAUCACGGCCCUGUACGGCGCCUGGGACGAGGCAGAAGUGCGAAUAAGGAACCGCAUCGAAAAUCUGACCACCUCAAUGAUGACCUGGAAGCAGCUUGAGGACGGUUUGAUCGAUUUUCGUGACACUCUGGACCGGGAUCGCGGUAAGCUUCAAGGAAUUGAAGGUGCCCUCCAGAGUGGCAGCGGUCCGAGCGAGGAGAUUGUGAACAGCGUGAAGGAAGUGGUGAAAGCGCUCUCGGAGAAGGUGGAUCCGCUUUUUCAUGAGCCACAGCAACCGAACGGAGCCGACGAACCGGGGCAACCGUUGGAAGAAGAAGCUGGGAACGUCGAAAACGGAGAGAUGCUGGCGGGGGUACUGCCGGCAGCUGUUAAGCUCUCGUCCAAUGGUUCUCUGUCUGAUAGUGGCAUUUCCGAUGGCGGUGGCAUAUCUGAUGGGAGCCUUUCGGAGCGCGAACGACGCCUAAGUGCCCUGAAGCGGUUGGUGAAACAGCUCGAGGUGUCGCUCGCUCCCGGCAGUGAGGCCAUGCAGACGAUAACCAAGCGGCUCGAGAUGGCCGAACACGAUCUGCGUUCGCUGCAGAGUACCUGCCGGAAGAUUAUCAUGAGUGAAAAGAAUCAUCAGGAUCAGCAGCAGCAGCAGCAACAACAGAACGGCCGAUCGGCCGCUGUAGCCUCUGGCAAGGAUGUGGCCGAUGGAAAUAACAAUAACAAUAGUGCAUCAGUAAAGAACAAAAACAGGAAAUCACCAUCACGUAAAAAGAAUCGCAACAACGCAUCGCAGGGAAAUUCUUCCGCCGAAGCAACCGAGAACGAGGACGACGAGCAGGCGCUCCAGCAGCUGCAGCAGGAGCAGGAAGCCCAGGAGGAACUGCAGAGGCAACAUUUGCUCGCGAUGCAACAAUCCACAACCCAGUUGGGCAUUGUGCAGACGACGAAAAUGAAGCUGUCGCAGAACCGCUGGGUCUGGCGCAUCACCAAGAUUGCGGUUCCGGUCCAGCUGGCCCUGGUACUGGUCAUGUGUGCCGCCUGCUUCUUCGAGCCGCACUGCUGCGAUGCGCUCAACACGUACUCGAUGAGCUUCACGCCCCAGUUGCGAUACCUGAAGGGGCCACCACCGAUCUAGGAAGUGGGAGAGAUAGUGGAAGAGGUUGACCACCGUGUACCACCAUCGAAGGGCAUUCGCGUGCGGCCACUGCUGGUCGGACGCGAGUGCUUGUGGUUCAUUUUAACCCAUUUUUUUUGGAUAGAUUUUUAUAUCCUGGAGAUAUAUAAUGGUUAGAUAGUCGAUACAACGUAAAGUAGUAUCAACUCGCCACAUACGUCGUUGUUAAGAAAACUUAAUCUAUAUCAUAUUGUCUUCUCCUGCCUUCCCUUUCCUUCUGCAAUGUUGUUCCUACGUUCAUUAUCUCGUCAGUUGCCAGAUCUAGUUCUACGUACGUCGUAACGCUUGCAAUAUUCUUUAUCUACUAAUUCGCGCCUUGCGGAGCGGUUCUAACAGAUCUUUAAUAUGUAUUUUUUAAUGUUUAAAUUUACACCGAGUAGAAGCGCUCAUCGAUCGCGAUCGAAUCGUUUGAUGAGUUGUUAUGUAGGUGUAAGUUGCAGGCGAAUCAAAAGAUGCAAUUUUUUCUGGCUAUCUGGCUACUAUCUAUUUUCUACUUUAUUACUACCAUUCAGUUUAAUAGAUCUACCACCUUCAAAAGAUUUGGCUUCUUGAAGUGUUUAUAUUAUCAAAAUUACAAGAAAACUAGUUAACAUUCUAACAAACUCCUAACAUCAUCGACUAAGCGUAAGCGUUUACAGUGCCUUUAACCAUUCAUACACAUGCAGCAGUCGCGGGUGAUGACAUUCGAACAAACGCUGCACAACUUAAUACACCAUUUUCUCGCAAAGUGCCGCAAUAGCUAAGAAGUAACGUAUAAAUAUGUAACGGGCCCAAAAGAAAAGAAAUCGAAGAUACUGCCAACAUUGAGGAUCGCUCCGCGUCGCUCGAAGUAUUUGCCCUUCGUUAGUAUUCCACGAAAAGUCCCUUUGGUUCCGCGCUCGAAUGUGCAUAACUAAAAUCUGGUUAGUUUUUGGUUGGAUUUGGUUGUACAGCAUCGUGUGUAAAAAGUGGCUUACGUCUAACACUUCCAUUUUGCCCAGAUAACAGAGCAUAGCUGUUCUUGGAAUAAUUAUUGUAAAAUUGUAACAAAACCUUCCAGUUUCGUUCGUUCCAUUUGCCGCUGGCAGUCACUUUUAUUCUACACCUGCCGUUGGCCCAUUCCUUCAUGCACACUUCUUAACCGGGCAGCCCGAUCCAAUCGGACCAUGAUCGUAAUCGUAAGGAGAUACUGCCGGCGCGCUACUUCCGCCAUUCGGCACACUUCCGCUCGCGGAGUCUACUAUGUUUGCCUCCCGGGGCGCAACCGAAGCGUGCGCCACUGUGCGCAAGCAAUGACCACAAAACAAACAACUUACCGCAAAUGAAUAAUUGUAUUUUUAUUCUCUACUUAGACGACAACGGUGAACGCCGUAGACGCAAUAAGAGAAACGCCUAGAGAUAAGUGCAAAAACGGAGGAGCGGAAAAUGGAAAAGAAUAAAUAUUUUUUAUCUUUCUU